Messenger RNA from Racocetra persica, 236 nucleotides. Lineage: Eukaryota; Fungi; Glomeromycota; Glomeromycetes; Diversisporales; Gigasporaceae. The record is from the annotation of a GenBank genome assembly.
UUCCAAUUCAGAUACACAAAACAGUUUAAAUUUAGCUGAUGAUUUGUAUUCAGAUAAUUCAGAUAAUAAUAUUGAGAAUAUAGACUCAUCCUUGAUACAAAAUCUAAUUAUUCAUUUUAAAAAAGGUGUACUUCGUAAAACUAGAUUUAAAGGUUCUCAAAAAAUCAAAAAGAAAGUUGUGACUAAAAAACCGACAGAAUGUCAACAGUGUCACAGAUCUGGAUAUAACAAGGCGG